Molecule: messenger RNA, 762 nt
Organism: Lentinula edodes (shiitake mushroom)
Lineage: Eukaryota; Fungi; Basidiomycota; Agaricomycetes; Agaricales; Omphalotaceae
Exons: 1
Source: RefSeq, a predicted model, not a curated record
AGUAUCCCAAUGGAUGAGACGACCAAAAUCUACGAUUUUCUCUGUCGCGAACUCUACGUUCCUAGGCUGAACGAUAUUCACAAACAUCUCUGGAUUGCAGGCUGGGGCGAGAGUAUACACCCCUUACAUUGGCAUCUUAUGGUUAAACGGAAUAUCGUCAUUGCGGAAGAUCCAGAUAUGCAUCUCGUCUGCACAGACCGAGUUGUUUUCGUGAAACCUUUGCCCGUAUGUUUACUAGAUUAUGACAACUACCUCCAGCACAUCUCGAAUCACGAAUGCCUUUCUUUGGCUGCACGAGGCUUUCUUCGCUCUUAUGCCCGGUUGGUCGUGCAUGAAAGCGACUUUUUGCUCGCUCAGCAACACAAUCUACUUCCCCGAGACAUGGAAUGGAUUGAGUGGAGUAUCCUUGCUAAGGAGCUGCUGGAGAUAUCCACUGCGAGCGUCAACAAGCGUUAUAGAUACGGAGAACUGCGAUUAUCGAGGCUCAACUUGAUCUAUCGUAUUUGGCGUGGUCGAUUGAUGUACUUUCGGUUGCAUCGAAGCUACACUGCAUAUUUUUCCGAUCAGUACAAAAGCUCACUGUUGUUGUUCGCGUAUACGACUGUGGUGCACACCGCGCUACAGACCAUGCUCAAUGUUGGGGGAUCUUCGCUGAGUGUACAGCUGUUAUAUCAGUUGUCGUUCUGGUUCGGAGCACUGACGAUUGGAUCAGUGGUGGCUUCGGUGCUGUUUCUAGGUGUAUAUCUAUUGGUGAUCUUAUUG